This is a messenger RNA of Leishmania mexicana MHOM/GT/2001/U1103, 960 nucleotides long. RefSeq lists its product as hypothetical. Bases 1 to 960 code for a protein of 319 amino acids. The transcript has a single exon. NCBI's taxonomy places the organism in Eukaryota, Euglenozoa, Kinetoplastea, Trypanosomatida, Trypanosomatidae. The record is from RefSeq and is a predicted model, not a curated record.
AUGCGGCGCUCCUCGUCGCGCUUGUAUAAGAUUCCCAAGAAUAUGGGCGUGGCGCCGCGCUUCGACACGUGGAACGACAAAUACGAGCCAUGGGAGCACCUGAAGCGCAUGGGGCGGUUGGCGGGCACCGGCUUCUACAUCCCUCCGGAGUGGUACAACCACUUUCGCAUGUUCCCGCCCAUCAACCACAACUUUCCGCAAGAGAAGACGCUCAACCCACACAACGCGAGCGAGCCGACACAGGAUGACACGGACCACCUUUCCGUCGAGCGCAUCGCGCUGCGCGAUGAGCUGGCGCGCAAGAGCCGCCUAUUAGCCUCGGAGGGAAUGCGGUAUUACAACGUGUUCUGGAUACGCAAGCCGCUCGACCGAAUGGAGCGGCAUUACUACGAGCUAAAAGGAAAGGGUGUAGAGCACUCGGUGGCCAUCAAGCGGGUGCUGCAGAUAUUCUACGACGACCUCACCGUGAAGAAGCGCGUAGCCACCAUUCAAGCUGAGGAGGCGAAGCUGUCCGGCAAGUACAUCUCCAUGCGUGAGGCCACGGUCCUCAUGGGGGUGCUGACGCAGCUGCAGAAGGAGCAGCUGACUCCGCACCAGGUGACGUUGCUGGCCAAGGAGCAACGAGAGAGGGCGCAAACAGGGGAGGCCUUUGUCGCCACUGUGGAGCGUUCUACCGAUGCCGUUGCUGACGUUGACAAGGAUGCCGCAGAGGGCGACGAGGUCAUGUCCGCCGACUCCCUCGCCGAGUUGCUUUCCACGGAGGCGGACCUGGACGAGAGCACUCCCUCCAUCUCCUACAAGGUCACGAUCCACGAAACGGAGCAUGACAGCGUGAAGCAGCUGCAAGAGUUGGCACUGGAUCACACCGGCAAGAGCGACUGGUACACAGGCGCGUCGCCUGUGCUUCACAUAGAGGAGCCGGUUCCAACAAAGCGCACUCCUGCCAGCAAGAAGACUUAG